Vicia faba (fava bean) is the source of this 1281-nucleotide messenger RNA. The record is from the annotation of a GenBank genome assembly. Lineage: Eukaryota; Viridiplantae; Streptophyta; Magnoliopsida; Fabales; Fabaceae.
AUGGGAUGCCUGUUGUCGACUCCGAAGGAUACUGGUGGAAAUAGAAGGAGACCGGGGAGUAUUGGCGAGGUUUCGGUUUAUGUUCCUGGUUUAAGGAUUCCGAAGCCUGUUGAUUUUGCUCAGCCGCUAGGUGAUUAUUUGUCGAAGAAUAUAAUCGAGCGAUUGUCUGCUCUUAGAACGCGGAUAGUUGUAAUGGCUAGCCAGGAAGGUCCUACGAUUACAAGAACGAAAAGAAAAAGUGUUACUCAACAUGGUGGUUCGACGCUGGCUGAUCUUCUUCAGGCUCUUGAAGAUUAUUUGCCAGUUCUUCUAGGAUUAGUUAAAGACGGAAGCCAUUUACAAUACAAAGUACAAUUUGUUUGGAUGAAUCAAGAGGACGAAAAAGAGGAAACAGCCAUGUCGAAUGCUUGGUACGAGGUGUUGUCGGUUUUGCAUUUGAUGGCAAUGCUAUUGCACUCAAAGGCUAAUUUGUUGCUGCUUCCAAGAUCAUCUAGUGAUGGUCAUCAGCAAAAAGUAUCAGAUGAAAACCGACGAACUUCUAUUGAUAUCUUCUUGAAGGCUUCUGGAUAUCUGGAUUGUGCAGUCAAACAUGUUCUUCCACAGCUACCUGCAGAACUCAGGAGAAACUUACCAGUUGACUUAGCGGAAGGAGUUCUUCGAGCACUGUCUCUACAGGCAUUAGGACAGGGUGUAGAUAUACAACUUGGAAUGGCAAUUGAUAGUGCUAAAGCAACUCUUGCAGUGAAGCGUAGACUUGCGUGCGAGAUGUUGAAAUGUUGGCAACAGGCUCAGGAUAACAUUAUGAACCUUCCGCUGGCAAAUGGUUGGGGCGAAAAACAUCACCUUCUUGUGAAAUGGAAAUAUGUUGAAGCUAAGGCUGCAGCAUAUUAUUACCACGGUUUGAUUCUUGACGAGGGAAAUACCGAGAAAUCUCAUGGGAUGGCUGUAGCCGCUUUGCAAGCCGCAGAUGAAUACUUCAAAGAAAGCAAGAAGUUAUGUGAGGCAUUUAACACGGCUCCUCCAUUGUCAAGAAACCCACCACUUUGGGGAACCAUGAAAUAUCUCUCUGAAAAAAUUCCUAAGGAUACUUCAAGCAAGGUGCGAAUAAACCGCGAUCUAUACACUCACGAAAGGAUUAUGGAAACAGCUCCAACAUUGCCUGAAUUUUCAUUGGCAUUGAAACCAGAUGAGUAUCAACCUCCACCAGUGGACUCUUCUUGGAGAACAGAGAACAUAAAAGUGACACAAACUCAUUCUAACCAUGUCAAUGGUGACAAAUGA